UGCAUCAAUUAAGUGUAUAAACAUUACCAAAUUUACUAAUAAAUUUUUACUAUUAUCAAUGUUUUUGAGCCAUCUAAUAUUUGUUUUUUUUAAACGUACCCAUUUUAAUUUAAACUAACGAAGAGCUAUCGUGAAUUGACCAACAGCUGUUUCCCGCCAAUUAUUACUCAUUCUACUAGCAGCGUUACGUCGGGUUUGUUGUACAUGACUGUCUUACAACUGUAAACAAGAAUAUCUGAACGGAUUUUAUUCUGAAUUUUAAUUGAACGAUUCAAAAAUGUCUGUGGAUAUUCGAAGCAGUGAUAGAAGAAGAUAUGUCAACGAAUUACAGGCCAGGGAGAAAGAAAUUGCAGCUGGACUUCUCAAGGUGUCCCAGCCACCAGCCUCACCCAAAGCCCUCCAGGAGACAGAGAAACGCAUGAGGCGUGAGAUAGCCAACAGCAACGAGAGGCGGCGCAUGCAGUGCAUCAACGCCGGCUUCUCCAGUCUAAGGGCCCUCAUCCCCCAACUCGAGGGCGAGAAGCUCAGCAAGGCUGCCAUCCUCCAGCACACGACUGAGUACAUCACAGCCCUGGAGAAGGAUAAGACCAGACUUCAGAUGCAGCUUGACCAUUCCAAAAUGUUGCUGGCUGAGCUCGGCCAGGACAGAGUGGUCACUGAUACGUAUGUGUCCAGCUCACCACCUCCGACCAAACGCAAAAAACGAGAUACAGAAUCAUCAGACGAGGGGGUUGGAUCUCUGUCUGAUGCCUCGGACGAGGGCAGCUCUGAACUCCAACAUGAGAACGUAACACUGCGGAAACAGCUGGAGUCCCACAUUCAGAAAUGUGCCGCACUAGAGGACCGCAAUCGGCUGCUUGAAGCUCAGCUCCUCUCACUGCUACAGGUGCAGGCUGCUCACACUGGCCAGAUAAGUGAGCUGCACCCAGUGAACCUUGACACCAGGCAGAUACAGCAGGAGACACUGUACAACCGCGAAGUUGUCGAGGUCAUCGCUUCUAGAGAUUCCUACGUCCCCAUGCCAAGGGUGGACAAUUUCCAACCAGUGCGGCCCCAGUCCCCUACCCCUGAGCGGGGGAUGAGCAUGGAUAUGUCCAGCAGGAUGGACACGACUUCCCCUGGGUUCGCUAUGGGCUCCAACCCCACACUGGCGUCCUCUGUGAAGGAAGAGUCUUCACCCCCCGUGGUGAAGCAGGACUUGUGUUUAUCUGAGACCAAUGGACAGGGAACAACUUCACCCCUCGUCCCUGCCGCUGACCAAUCUAGCUAUCACCAUCAUCACAACUACUGCCACAGAGACCACCCGCGUCGUCGCCAUCGGCAGCAGGCGCUGGAGCAGCAGAGAGAGGAGGAGGAGCUGCGGCGCCAGCAGAUGGAGCAGCAGGCCACCUGCACGGUCAGCGCACCCUACCGGCCAAAGCACAACACCCAAAACCUGGAGAACUUGGUCGAGGCCAUCCGCCAGAUUGAGGGUGACCGUGUCUUGUGUGACGACCGCAAGUUCUACGAGGAGGAACACAAACUAUACAAGAGGCAGUCCCUGACGGACGAGAGCGAGCGGGAGACCAGCAGCAUCAGUGACCAGGACGAGAUGAAGUCCGAAUGUUCCGGCCGUGACUCCCCCUCCCAGCUGCACCACCCAGUCCAGCACCAUUUUCUGGUGUCACAUCAGCAGAUGGUGGCCCCGCCCACCAGCCCAGAGAACAAUAGCAUGGGAGACAUUAGCAACCACAGCAGUUUUUCUGAGAAGUAUCCUAUAGCCAGCCAUCUCCUACACCGACCCUUGCAUCCAUCCUUCUACAGGCCGGGUGUCAUUGUACACAAGCAGUGACCGGUCAGUUGAUUCUUGUAAGACAGACUUUUGGAUUUUAAAAAGAAAAAUGUGACCAGCAUUGUGCCUGUUAUUUGAAUAAUUCAUCACAAUGUGGAGUCCGUGAUUGGGGAGGGGGGGGGGGGGAUCCUGUUUAGAAGGAUAAAACAUUUCUUGUUCUGGCUUAUCGGAAGACUAAACAGUACAAAUUCAUCAAAAUGGAUACUUAUAAAAGCAUAUAGCAGCGUCUGAACCAGUCAUCUGUCCCUCACCUAAGUUUUGUAGUUCCGAAUUAUUGUGUAAUAUAUAUAUAAUUUCAAUGGAAAAGAUUUCUUGAUCCUUUCGUGUAAAAAUGUUUGAAAAGAAAAAUGUAAAAUUUUGCUAAUGUACAUCUAAUUUUCAAAUGGUUGCAUAAAAUGCUAAUUUCAGAUUCUAAAAUUAUUCUGUAAAAUUCUUCAUCUGUAGGCACUAUAGUAUUUGCCUGAAAAUUUUAUUUAGAUUUCUCAACCUUAUGGCUAAAAUCGAAAUCAUAUUUUGUGCUUUAAUUAAUUUGUCAGAGUUUUUCUUUACAAUAUCAGGAUGCCGUAGCUUUAUUUUUGGUCCUUCUCAUAACAUAUUCAUACAAGAUCAUCUAUACAUAUAGUCAGUAAUUUAUUUCUCACAGCUCAUAUGUAAAUUAAUCUCAUCCCCAUUGCUAGCCUGUGCGUGGGCUCAGCGCUAUCUAUUUAUUGCUAUACACAACAAAUCUAUUUUUAUACUAUAACAUGAACAGUGGAUGUACAUACUUCUUGUUGUGGUUAUGUUUAUUUAUUCAUGUUGAAUUACGCUUUUUUUUUUUUGUUACUUGGUGAAAUAGCUUGGCCAAAUAAAAUAGGGAGCCUCAGGUCGGGGGGG
Physella acuta is the source of this 2704-nucleotide messenger RNA. RefSeq lists its product as uncharacterized. Gene Ontology annotation, cellular component: nucleus. Gene Ontology annotation, biological process: regulation of transcription by RNA polymerase II. The record is from RefSeq and is a predicted model, not a curated record. NCBI's taxonomy places the organism in Eukaryota, Metazoa, Mollusca, Gastropoda, Physidae. Gene Ontology annotation, molecular function: protein dimerization activity; RNA polymerase II cis-regulatory region sequence-specific DNA binding; DNA-binding transcription factor activity, RNA polymerase II-specific.